Messenger RNA from Prosopis cineraria, 1846 nucleotides. RefSeq names its product probable mannitol dehydrogenase. Gene Ontology annotation, biological process: lignin biosynthetic process. Lineage: Eukaryota; Viridiplantae; Streptophyta; Magnoliopsida; Fabales; Fabaceae. The transcript is spliced from 5 exons. Gene Ontology annotation, molecular function: cinnamyl-alcohol dehydrogenase activity; zinc ion binding. The coding region runs from base 264 to 1352 and encodes 362 amino acids. The record is from RefSeq and is a predicted model, not a curated record.
AUCCGAAAUCCAUUGGCGAAUAUUCAACCAGUCCUGAAAUUACUGCAUGGAUUGAAGUGCGUCAUCGAAUACCUCAACAGUUCCCCAUUUGUCACCAAUAAAAACCACACUGGCCUCCACGAAUCUUUCUCACUCGUCUUCUUUAAUUUCUUAUACGCUUUAACCCCUCCCCCCCUCCUCAACACCUUGAUAUUUCUCCUUUAAUUCCUUCGGCCCUGAAAUAAUUGAAGCGUGAAAUAAUUACAUACACAGAACAUAUUGAGAUGGCAGUGCAAUCAGAUGCGGGGCAUCCCAGGAAGGCCUUCGGAUGGGCAGCUAGGAAUCCAUCUGACCUUCUCUCCCCUUUUCACUUCUCCAGAAGAGAGACAGGAGAAAAAGAUGUGUCUUUCAAAGUGUUAUAUUGUGGGUUAUGCCACUCUGACCUCCACAUGAUCAACAACGAACUCGGAUUUUCCACCUACCCGCUUGUUCCUGGGCAUGAGAUGGUUGGCAUGGUGACAGAGGUGGGAAGCAAGGUAGAAAAGUUCAAAGUUGGAGACAGGGUUGGUGCAGGAGGCAUGGUUUGGUCUUGUGGCUCCUGUGAAAGUUGUGAAAAUGAUCUUGAGAUUCACUGCUCAAAGAUGGUCUUCACAAUCGCCGGCAAGUACAUCGACGGCACCACCACCUACGGAGGCUUUUCGGACUUGAUGGUGGUGGAUGAACACUUUGUGUUCCACAUUCCAGAUGCUUUACCUCUUGAUGCUGCAGCUCCUCUGCUUUGUGCUGGAAUCACAGUGUAUAGCCCUCUGAGAUACUAUGAUCUUGACAAGCCAGGCCUUCAUGUGGGUGUGGUUGGUCUUGGUGGGCUUGGCCAUAUGGCCGUCAAGUUUGCAAAAGCCUUUGGAGCUAAGGUCACUGUCAUCAGUACAUCUCCCAACAAAAAGAAGGAAGCCAUUGAACAUCUAGGAGCUGACUCUUUCUUGAUCAGCUGUGACGAAGAUCAGAUGCAGGCUGCAACGAGCACUUUGGAUGGUAUUAUUGACACAGUUUCUGCAGAACAUGCUGUGUUGCCUUUGAUUGGAUUGUUGAAGCCUAAUGGGAAACUUGUAUUCCUUGGAGUUCCAGAUAAGCCCCUAGAGCUACCAGUAUUCCCUUUAGUGGUGGCGAGAAAGACAGUAGCUGGAAGUAAUGCUGGAGGAGUGAAGGAGGUGCUAGAAAUGCUUGAAUUUGCUGCAAAACACGACAUAAAAGCUGAUGUAGAGGUUAUUCCUAUGAAUUACGUGAACACAGCAAUAGAGCGUCUCCUGAAAGCUGAUGUCAAAUAUCGAUUUGUGAUUGAUAUUGGAAACACGUUGAGAAGUGAAGCUCUUUGAGCUUCCAUAUAUAUAUUUGUAAUUCAAUUAUACAAGUUUAUUUUAUAACGUGCUUUUCUGCGAUCAUGAGGCAGCUAGGAUCUGAAUGUGAUGGAAGGUGAUGGUAAAGUGAGGGUGUGAAUAUGUGGAACAGUGUUGGGCCAUCUAUGAUUUGCGGACUUCGAGUUGAUAAAGAGAGAUGAUUUUUCAAGCUUAUUAGAGAUACUGGCGCCUGAUUGGACUAAGAAAGGGGUCGCCAUCUUGUGUGUAAUUCAAAAUCAAAUAUAUAAAGUCACUGGAUAAGAUCUUUUGAUACUACAGGCAAGACAAGGGCUUUCAACGUAUUUUAAGAUAAAUUUUUCUAGUAUCUAUAGCUUUUAAACCGUAUACUUAAUAAUUUAUACUUUUUUGGGUCAGCACUUAUAAUAUUUUACACUGAUUAAUAUUGAUAUUGACAAUUUUCUUUUGAUAUACAAAAGUUUAAGUUGAGUUUUGGGGACAUAACAGGGCUAAGA